AGGCUGUUGACGGUCAAUUGAAAGCAGCUAUAUCGUCUUCACUCAAUUACACGCCGUUACUUACGGUUCCGGUCCAACCAUGGCAAUGGGAGUAUUAAAAUCUCGUGAAGACCGCCCGUUGAAAAUAUUGAUAGUAGGGGCAGGAAUAGGUGGCCUUUCUGUGGCACUCGCACUACGGCGACAAGGGCACCAAACAAUGUUGUUUGAGCGCUCUAAAUCUCCUCGGAGAUGGAGCUGCAAUCAUAUUGCUCCCAAUUGUAACCGGCUGUUGACCCGGUUGGGAUUGUCAAUCGCCGAUGUGGUGGAACCCCACUACAAGGGAUGAACGUGUAUACGUCGGCCGGAGACCUUGCCUAUACGAGAGAUUUGACAGAAGUCAUCAAGACUUCAGGAACUGAAUGGAACCUUGUCCACCGUGCGAAACUUCACUCGGAAUUGAAACGUCUAGCUACUUCCGCUGAGGGGCUAGGAAGUCCGGCCAAGCUGUUCCUGGAUUGUAAACUGGUCGACCUCGACGUCAAUGAACCGUCUCUGAAGUUAGCCACGGGAGAGACUAUCCGCGGAGAUAUGAUAAUCGGGGCUGACGGGGUCCAUUCAUGGUCAAGAUCAUUUAUCGCGCCUGGUUAUGCACCAUUUCCCUACGGGAAGGCUUGUUUCCGUUGGUUGGGCCAAUAUGAGGAACUUGCUAGUGACCCGGAGACAAAAAGAUAUGCUAGACCUGGCUUUCUGAGUGAAUGGACAGGAUCAGAUCGCCGGGUUAUUUACUAUCCAUGCUCCAACCACACGAUUGCAAAUUAUGCUGGUUUUGUUCCAGCUGAUGAAGUUGGUACAACGGAACAAACAUGGGAUAACGCUGCCAGUAAGGAUCUUUUGCUGAAAUGUUUUGAAAGCUUCGGGUCCUCAGUCUGCCGCGUCCUGAGCAAGGCGUCAGAAGAUAAUCUCCAGAUCUGGACCCUCAUGGACAUGGACUCCCUCCCAACCUGGACCCGGGGCUUUGUUACACUGAUUGGUGAUGCUGCACAUCCUUUCUUGCCUUUUAUGGCUCAAGGGGGUGCAAUGGCCAUUGAGGACGGUGCAUCUCUUGCCGCACUUUUUCCUCUUGGAACUGCCAAGUCAGACGUGUUCGAUAGAUUGAGAUUAUACGAGCAAUGUCGUAAAGAUCGCGUUGAACGUAUUCAGGAGUUCACCAGGAAAAACGGGAGGGACCCUGGCAGUAGUAGAGGGUCACGCCCGUCGCCCCAGGAGUCAAUUGAUUUGAUGACAUUUUGCGUCCAUCACGAUGAAUGGGAACAUUCGUCGAGCAUCCUUCGCCAGCAUCUAGCGGCAACUCAUGGUACUUGACGUGAGACAGCAUAAGCUCAUCGGUUUACCUGUUUCAAUUUUACAACAAUUCAGAGAUACAUAGCAUUACACAACCACACGGUAAAGUAAAUUUCUGCAAUUUUCUGUUCCUUGAUGCUCUGCGUUGUAUAUAUCGCCAUCUCUGACAUCCAAGGACUGUGUUAAACUUUAGAUAUUAUUAUUAUUAUUAUUAAAUCAAGUUUAACGUCCAUAUCCAGCCCGGAGGGCUAUGACAG
Molecule: messenger RNA, 1577 nt
Organism: Talaromyces stipitatus ATCC 10500
Lineage: Eukaryota; Fungi; Ascomycota; Eurotiomycetes; Eurotiales; Trichocomaceae
Product: zeaxanthin epoxidase, putative
Exons: 8
Coding region: 322-1341 (339 amino acids)
Molecular function (GO): monooxygenase activity; FAD binding
Source: RefSeq, a predicted model, not a curated record